CGGACUUUCUCUCUGUACGUUUGCGGAUAUUGCAUCGGAAGAGAUGUCACGAGAUUUGGCAAACGAAAUCGAGAAGCUAUUGGGGUCGAGUAACACGUACAUUCGGAAGAAGGCUGCACUUUGUGCUCUUCGAGUAAUUCGCAAAGUGCCUGAACUCACUGAUCACUUUGUUUCGAAGGCGAAGAACCUCUUGGCCGACCGGAAUCAUGGAGUGUUACUCACGGCGAUUACACUUGUCAUCGAGAUGGUGCAGGCCGAUCCUACCUGCCUGGAAGAAUUUAGGAAUGCUGUACCCCUCCUUGUUCGACAUCUCAAAGCUCUUGUGACCACCGGAUACAGUCCAGAGCACGACGUCUCGGGAAUCACCGAUCCGUUCCUUCAAGUGAAGGUCCUUCGUCUGCUCAGGUUACUCGGAAAGGGAGAUGCACAAGCGAGCGAGAUAAUGAAUGACAUCCUUGCUCAGGUCGCUACCAAUACCGAUGGCAGCAAAAAUGUCGGAAACUCAAUCCUCUAUGAGACAGUCCUGACCGUAUUAGAGAUUGAAGCUGACAGUGGCCUCCGUGUCAUGGCAAUUAACAUCCUCGGAAAAUUCCUCAGUAACCGAGACAAUAACAUCCGCUACGUGGCCCUCAAUACCCUCAACAAGGUCGUUUCGAUAGACACGAAUGCCGUUCAGCGACACAGAAACAUUAUCUUGGAUUGUCUCCGGGACGGUGAUAUCUCAAUCCGACGCCGGGCCCUUGAGCUAUCAUACGCACUCAUUAACGAGGGCAAUGUUCGGAUACUGAUUCGGGAGCUCCUUGCCUUUCUUGAGGUCGCCGACGAUGAGUUCAAGCUAGGUAUGACAACCCAGAUCAGCCUCGCUGCCGAGCGAUUCGCGCCGAACAAGAGGUGGCAUAUCGAUACUUUCCUUCGUGUCCUGAAGCUUGCUGGCAACUUCGUACGCGAAGAGAUCCUAUCAGCGUUCAUUCGUCUCGUCGCCCAUACACCUGAGCUUCACGCUUACACAGCAUCAAAGCUGUACACUUCCUUGCGGGCAGACAUCUCCCAAGAGUCACUAACCUUGGCUGCGACAUGGGUUAUUGGCGAGUACGGCGACGUACUGCUGGAGGGAGGCUUAGUCGAUGAAGACCAGCCUAAACCUAUUUCCGACGUUGAGCUAGUCGACCUACUUGUUUCCGUUCUGGACUCUCCUUACGCCAACUACCUCACCCGCCAGUUUGUCUUGACCGCGUUAACGAAGAUAUCUUCACGACCAACAACCUCGGCAGUUCAGCAGGAACGGAUACAGGCGCUUCUCGCGACAUAUACGACCAGCCCUGAGCUUGAGAUUCAGCAGCGAGCAGUUGAAUUUGCUAACUUGUACAACCUGGGUGAAAUUCGUGCCGGCGUGCUGGAGCGUAUGCCCGCGCCAGAACUGAAACAGACCGUGAUCGGCGUUGUCAGCGAGAACAAGCCGGUUGGUUCGUUGCAGCCCAGCAGGGAGGACAAUCUCCUGGGGGACGAUAUUCCCGCUACACCGGCUCCCAAUGGCGCUGCUGCUGCUCCCGUACAAAGCAAUCACGACCUCCUUGCCGAGAUCUUCGGCAGCUCGUCAACAGAGUCCGCGCCGUCCGCAGCGCCUGCGCCUGCUGCUCUUGCCCCGAAGAGUACAGUCAAUGACAUUCUUGGCCUCUUUGACUCGCCUGCCCCUGCAGCGCCAUUUGCGGCGCCAGCCAUUGCUGCUGCACCAUCCACAUUCAGUCUGCCGCAGACGCAGACGCCGCCACCACAGGCACAGUCUACGGCGCCGCGGCUAACGUCAUAUCCAGCUUACGACAAGAACGAGCUGAAAAUAUCGUUGACGCCACAGACUUCGGCCCAACGCCCCGGUAUUGUACAUGUUCUUGCGCGCUUCCAGGUAACAAGCAAUAACCCCGCGACUGGGCUGAGCUUUCAGGCGGCAGUGCCGAAAUCUCAACAGCUUCAGAUGCUGCCAAUGUCGAGUCCGGACGUGCACCCGGGUGCGGUCGAGACGCAGCAAAUGCGAGUCAUCGCUCCUGCCGGUGCCAACGUACGCCUGCGGCUGAGGAUAUCCUACAAUCUGGGCGGACGCCAGAUCCAGGAGCAGGUCGACUUUUCCGGCUUCCCGCCAGGCCUCACGGGCAAUGCCUCAUGACGAAGAUGUACAUAGACGAAUUGCAUACUGCUCUCUCUUCCGUGUCGUUGACACAUCUGUACAUUGCAGGUCACUUUGUACAUCCG
Messenger RNA from Phanerochaete carnosa HHB-10118-sp, 2244 nucleotides. RefSeq lists its product as uncharacterized. The record is from RefSeq and is a predicted model, not a curated record. Lineage: Eukaryota; Fungi; Basidiomycota; Agaricomycetes; Polyporales; Phanerochaetaceae. Bases 44 to 2158 code for a protein of 704 amino acids. Gene Ontology annotation, molecular function: clathrin-cargo adaptor activity. Gene Ontology annotation, biological process: Golgi to vacuole transport; intracellular protein transport; receptor-mediated endocytosis. The transcript is spliced from 10 exons. Gene Ontology annotation, cellular component: Golgi apparatus; AP-1 adaptor complex; membrane coat.